AACGACAGAAAAAAAACAACUGAUAAAGGUACGUCCACCGCGUCGGUGAACCCCGAAAGCUCGGGGUCCAGUCUGUGGUACAAGCCCACUGGAGUGUGUUAUGUGAGGGGGCAGGACAGCGCUCAUUUCCCCCGAUGAGCUCCGUCUCUGAGCAUGACAGCUAACGGUUAGCCUAACAGAAAAGAGACACACCAAUAAACAUAUACCUAGUUGACGUGAAUCUGAUAAACUCCGUAUUAUAACCGAGUUUAAUUGUGAGUGUGUGAUACAUUGCCCGUGUCUGUUGUUGUUGUUGGGAAUUGGCUGUAUGUCACAUGAUUCACCUUCCUUCGCCCUGAUCUGAGAGAAGGUGAAGAUUCCCAAAGCCGCACAACGAAGCGCUUCAGAGCGGUGAUGCCAUGGCUGCUGCUCACACCUCUGAGAAGUCCCAACUCAUCCUCACAGUGGUGUCUGCAAAGCCUCAAUCUCCGAAGCUCCCCAGCCGUCAUUCACGUCUCAGCACUUUUGUGGAGGUGACAGCUGAUGGCUUGAGCAGUGAGAGCAAGAAAACGGGCAAGCGCAGCGGUCAUGUGGAGCUACAGUGGAAUGAGGACCUGAUGCUAAAUGUAACGCCUCAGAGUCAUCUGGACCUCAAGCUGUGGAGCUGUCACACCCUGAGGAAGGAGCUGCUGGGCAGUGCUACCAUUGACCUCAUGGAUACUCUGCGCACACACCAGGGCAAAAUGGAGAACAUCCAGCUAAGUUUAGUGCUACAGACGGAGAGCAAAGGCACAGUUGUGAGUGGAGGUGAACUCACAGUGUGUCUGGAUGGCCUCGUCGUAGAUCUGGGAUCCCUAUCCAGCAACAACAGCCCAGCAGCAGACAAGUCGUCAUCAGAGAGAGGAGACCUGAGCAGUACUCAGACUGAGCCAAAUCCCACUGUGGCCUCUCACAGCAGGAGUGACCGUCUGUGUGCGGGGGUGUCCCAGGGCACUCCCAACAGGUUGGGGUCUGGGUUGACUGGAGAUCCCACUGAAGAGCCAGGCCUGUCCCAGCUCAGCCAAACCAAGUCCUACAUCCCGGGAGGCACCACAGAUAAAGUGGAGCUGUCAUGUGGAGCUGGAGAUGGCAUGGUUGGGUCUCCCCCUCCGCCUUCAUGUAUGGACCCUCCACUGACCUCAGUCCAACCCGACACCACUGUGAGCAGCACUGCCACAGACCCCAGUGUGGAUAUGCUUCCAGCUGGCUGGGAGCAGAGAGUCCUUCCUCAUGGCAGAGUGUAUUAUGUGGACCACAACACCAAAACCACAACCUGGGAGAGACCCCUGCCCCCUGGCUGGGAGAAGCGAGUGGACCAAAGAGGCAGAUUCUAUUAUGUGGACCACAACACGCGGACCACCACAUGGCAGAGGCCUACGGCUGAGUCUGUGAGGAGCUACCAGCAGUGGCAGAGUCAGCGCAGCCAGCUUCAGGGGGCCAUGCAGCACUUCAGCCAACGCUUUCUUUAUCAGCCUUCUGGAGCGCCCGUGGAAAAUGACCCUCUGGGCCCACUUCCUCCAGGCUGGGAGAAGCGCCAGGACAAUGGUAGAAUGUAUUUCGUCAACCACAACACACGCACCACGCAGUGGGAUGACCCACGAACUCAAGGGUUGGUUAAGGAGCAUCCCCUGCCCCCCGGCUGGGAGAUGAAGUACACCCCUGAAGGAGUUCGCUAUUUUGUGGAUCACAACUCGCGCACCACCACGUUUAAAGACCCUAGGCCCGGCUUUGAGUCAGGAUCUCGUGAGGGCGGCUCCCCAAGGGCGUAUGACCGGAGCUUUAGAUGGAAAUACCACCAGUUUCGCUUCUUGUGCCAUUCUAAUGCAUUACCAAGCCACGUGAAGAUCUCCGUGUCCAGGCAGACGCUCUUUGAGGACUCCUUUCAGCAGAUCAUGAACGUGAAGCCGUACGACCUUCGGCGCAGACUGUACAUCAUAAUGCGAGGGGAGGAGGGGCUGGACUACGGAGGCAUCGCCAGGGAGUGGUUCUUUCUGCUGUCCCACGAGGUGCUCAACCCCAUGUACUGUCUGUUUGAGUACGCAGGCAAGAACAACUACUGCCUGCAGAUCAACCCUGCCUCCUCCAUUAACCCUGACCACCUCACCUACUUCCGCUUCAUCGGGCGCUUUAUCGCCAUGGCGCUGUACCAUGGUAAGUUCAUUGACACUGGCUUCACACUGCCGUUCUACAAACGAAUGCUGGACAAGAAACCCACCCUUAAAGACCUGGAAUCCAUCGACCCCGAGUUUUAUAACUCCAUCAUGUGGGUCAAGGAGAACAGCCUAGAGGAGUGCGGCUUGGAGCUCUACUUUGCACAGGACAUGGAGAUCUUGGGCAAAGUGUCUACACACCAGCUGAAGGCUGAUGGAGAGAACCUGUUGGUCACUGAGGACAACAAAGAUGAGUAUAUUGGACUGCUGACUGACUGGAGAUUCACUCGGGGGGUAGAAGAGCAAACCAAAGCUUUUCUGGAUGGGUUUAAUGAAGUGGUCCCUCUCGAGUGGCUGCGAUACUUUGAUGAAAAAGAGCUUGAGCUGAUGCUAUGUGGGAUGCAGGAGAUCGAUCUGGCAGACUGGCAGAAGAACACCAUCUACCGGCAUUAUACCAAGAACAGCAAGCAGAUCCACUGGUUCUGGCAGGUGGUGAAGGACAUGGACAAUGAGAAGAGAAUCCGUCUCCUUCAAUUUGUGACUGGCACAUGUCGGCUGCCUGUCGGAGGCUUUGCAGAGCUCAUAGGGAGCAAUGGUCCUCAGAAGUUCUGCAUUGAUAAAGUGGGGAAGGAAACUUGGCUUCCACGAAGCCACACAUGCUUCAACCGAUUGGACCUGCCGCCGUACCGGAGCCUGGAGCAGCUGAGGGAGAAGCUGCUGUUUGCCAUUGAAGAAACAGAGGGCUUCGGACAGGAGUGAAGCCUGUGCUGCGUACAAGAAUUUACUUCAAAUCUGACAGACAUUUGGCUUCCCUAGAAUCAAUGCAUUGCUGAUCUGCAUAAGCACGCACUCAACAGGUUUUAAAUUUCACCUAAAACACAUUUUCUAGAGUAUGGCCUCAGCAUGGCUUCAGAGGGUACUCGUGUCUCACUUUGGACCCAGUUGCCGCCUGAUUAGAGUUUUAUUUUUCUGUUCAUUGUGAAAUUCUGCAUUUGCCCUGUACAUAGCUGAAAUAAAUGUUUCAAUCUUGACAUGUGA
Messenger RNA from Periophthalmus magnuspinnatus, 3206 nucleotides. RefSeq names its product WW domain containing E3 ubiquitin protein ligase 2 (gene wwp2). The transcript is spliced from 24 exons. Gene Ontology annotation, molecular function: ubiquitin protein ligase activity; protein binding. Gene Ontology annotation, biological process: protein K63-linked ubiquitination; ubiquitin-dependent protein catabolic process; negative regulation of transcription by RNA polymerase II. The coding region runs from base 399 to 2927 and encodes 842 amino acids. The record is from RefSeq and is a predicted model, not a curated record. Lineage: Eukaryota; Metazoa; Chordata; Actinopteri; Gobiiformes; Gobiidae.